CCGCCGCCGCCGCCCCCCGGGGACUCCGGCCAUGGCCACGAAGAAGGCGGGCUCGCGGCUGGAGACGGAGAUCGAGCGGUGCCGCUCCGAGUGCCAAUGGGAGCGGAUCCCCGAGCUCGUCAAGCAGCUGUCGGCCAAGCUCAUCGCCAACGAUGACAUGGCAGAACUUCUCCUUGGGGAGUCCAAACUAGAACAGUUUUUGAAGGAAAAUCCUUUUAAACAGGGCACUAGUCCCUGGGGUCCCCGGCCAAAGCUGACCGAGGUCAGGAAACAUCUCACUGCAGCACUUGACAGAGGAAACCUAAAGCCAGAAUUCUUACAAGAAGCCAACUUAAUUAUGGCCAAGUUAAACUAUGUGGAAGGUGAUUACAAAGAAGGUCUUAACACUUAUGCCAGGGUUGAAGUUGAUGACUUGCAUCUUGUUGCUGUGCCUCCUUAUAGGCUGAGGAUGAUAGCUGAAGCAUAUUCUACCAAAGGUCUUUGUCUAGAGAAGUUGCCAAUUUCCUCUUCAACUAGUAACCUCCACACGGACCGUGAACAAGAAAUCAUUACGUGCUACGAGAAAGCUGGAGAUAUUGCCCUCCUGUACCUUCAGGAGAUAGAAAGGGUAAUAAUUACCAAUAUACAAAACAGAAGCCCUAAACCGGGGUCUACAGUCCAUGAACAGGAACUGGGAUUUUUCCUAGAAACAGGACUACAAAGAGCACAUGUCUUGUAUUUCAAAAAUGGGAACUUGACAAGAGGAGUUGGUAGAUUUAGAGAGAUUCUAAGAGCUGUUGAAACAAGAACUACACAAAAUCUACGAAUGACAAUAGCCAGGCAGUUAGCUGAAAUUUUGUUACGAGGUAUGUGUGAACAGAGUUACUGGAAUCCACUGGAAGACCCUCCUCAUCAGUCACCUCUUGAUGAUCCACUUCGGAAAGGCUCAAAUACUAAAAAUUAUGCACUCAGCAGAAGACCCCGGGUGUACACUGGAGAAAACAUUUUUUGUCCUCAAGAAAACACAGAAGAAGCCCUAUUGUUGUUGCUGAUUAGUGAAUCUAUGGCUAACCGUGAUGCUGUACUGAGCAGAAUACCAGAGCACAAAAAUGAUCGCAUCAUCAGUUUGCAAAGUGCAUCUGUAGUCUACGAUUUGCUUACAAUUGCCUUAGGGAGAAGAGGUCAAUAUGAAAUGCUAUCAGAGUGUUUAGAAAGAGCAAUGAAGUUUGCAUUUGAAGAGUUCCAUCUUUGGUAUCAGUUUGCAUUGUCCCUAAUGGCAGCAGGAAAAUCUGCUCGAGCUGUGAAAGUCUUGAAGGAGUGUAUACGUUUGAAACCAGAUGAUGCUACUAUUCCACUUCUUGCUGCAAAGCUAUGCAUGGGAUCUCUUCACUGGUUGGAAGAAGCGGAAAGAUUUGCCAAAACGGUUGUUGAUGUUGGUGACAAAACAUCGGAGUUCAAAGCAAAAGGCUAUUUAGCAUUGGGACUAACUUACAGCCUGCAAGCCACUGAUGCAUCUUUGCGAGGGAUGCAAGAGGUCCUGCAGAGAAAGGCUCUUCUUGCAUUUCAGAGGGCCCACAGUUUGUCUCCAACAGAUCAUCUCGCAGCAUUUUAUCUGGCACUGCAGCUUGCCAUCUCUAGACAGAUACCAGAAGCUUUAGGUUAUGUUCGUCAGGCUCUUCAACUUCAAGGAGAUGAUGCCAACUCUUUGCAUCUCCUUGCACUCUUGCUGUCAGCCCAGAAACACUAUCAUGAUGCUUUGAAUAUAAUUGACAUGGCCUUGAGUGAAUAUCCAGAAAACUUCAUAUUAUUGUUUUCAAAAGCCAAACUGGAAUCCCUGUGCAGAGGCCCGGAUGAGGCACUCCUUACCUGCAAACAUAUGCUACAGAUUUGGAAGUCCUGUUACAAUCUCACUAACCCUAGUGAUUCUGGACGUGGGAGCAGUCUGUUAGACAGAGCCAUUGCUGACAGACGACAGCUCAAUACGAUUACCUUACCUGACUUCAGUGACCCUGAAACAGGUUCAGUCCAUGCAACGUCAAUAGCAGCCUCCAGAGUGGAGCAGGCACUGUCUGAGGUUGCUUCAUCUUUGCAGAGCAGUGCUCCUAAGCAAGGUCCUCUGCAUCCUUGGAUGACUCUGGCUCAAAUCUGGCUUCAUGCAGCUGAAGUCUAUAUAGGAAUUGGGAAGCCUGCCGAAGCCACAGCAUGUAUCCAGGAAGCAGCUAACCUCUUUCCAAUGUCACAUAACGUCCUCUACAUGAGAGGUCAAGUGGCUGAACUUAGAGGAAAUAUUGAUGAAGCCAAACGCUGGUAUGAAGAGGCCUUAUCUAUCAGUCCUACCCAUGUAAAAAGUAUGCAGAGACUGGCUCUGAUACUUCACCAAUUAGGACGCUAUAGUUUGGCUGAGAAGAUUCUCAGAGAUGCUGUCCAGGUGAAUUCUACAGCCCAUGAGGUUUGGAAUGGUCUUGGGGAGGUUCUACAAGCUCAGGGCAAUGACGAUGCAGCAACAGAGUGCUUCUUGACGGCAUUAGAGCUUGAAGCCAGCAGCCCAAUCGUCCCUUUUACCAUCAUUCCACGAAUUCUCUGAGAUAAUAUCUUGAUUACUGAGUUCAUCAUGUUUCAAGUUUUGGAUUUGAGGGUGAGGAAACACAACAUACAGGUCUCUUUGAUAACGCAGCGUGGUUUCAGAGGUAACAGAAAACCCCACAAAAUUUGUUAACUAUUGUGGGAAACCUGACAAAGCAUUGAAGUGAUACAAUAUUUUAAUGUUAGUGAGGAAAAAAUGACUAACCAAAAACAAAUCUCUCAUAGAUCACCUACAUUUUUUCCCCAUGGUAGUUAUGAAACCUGAUUAUAUUGUUCUAAUAGAUAAUGUGCCAUAUUUCAUUAGAUGACAUCUGAGUGUUAUGUAAAAAUUAUAAUGGAAUCCACCAUCAAGUGUAGAAUAAUAUAUUUGAAUUAAAAUUCAGUGGCAGAGCAGACUAUUUUUAUCAAGCCUGUCGUGAAAACUGUUCUCUCUCCUCCUCCGUCUCAACCCCUCUUGGCCUAAAGUCAAACUGUGAAUUUUCUGUUUUCCAUCUCUAUACUAGUCCAGGCCAGAAAAUCAGUUGAAGAGUUCUUGGUUUUGGUUGUUAAAAACUGUGAUGUGUGGCUAAUUGUUAUCUUUACUUAGAACAAAGGCUGAGUAUAAGAAUAUUUAUAUUUUACCAAUGUAUGCCUGCUACAAAAAAAGAAAAUAUUCGUUAUUUAAGUGUAACUUUUUUAUGUGAAUUCAGAGUUUAUUUAUCGAUGGAAAUAUGUAAAAAGAAGCUUCAAAUGGAAUAUUUACUGACAUUCCUUAUACAUUACUCACACUUGGAAGAUUAUGUUAAUAAUAAAAAGAUUUUUA
This is a messenger RNA of Mauremys mutica (yellowpond turtle), 3364 nucleotides long. It is a transcript of the gene TTC7B, whose product is annotated as tetratricopeptide repeat domain 7B. Lineage: Eukaryota; Metazoa; Chordata; Testudines; Geoemydidae. Gene Ontology annotation, molecular function: protein binding. The record is from RefSeq and is a predicted model, not a curated record. Gene Ontology annotation, cellular component: plasma membrane. Gene Ontology annotation, biological process: phosphatidylinositol phosphate biosynthetic process; protein localization to plasma membrane. Bases 32 to 2563 code for a protein of 843 amino acids. The transcript is spliced from 20 exons.